Molecule: messenger RNA, 888 nt
Organism: Pichia kudriavzevii
Lineage: Eukaryota; Fungi; Ascomycota; Pichiomycetes; Pichiales; Pichiaceae
Exons: 1
Coding region: 1-888 (295 amino acids)
Biological process (GO): maturation of LSU-rRNA; maturation of 5.8S rRNA
Cellular component (GO): preribosome, large subunit precursor; nucleolus
Molecular function (GO): rRNA primary transcript binding
Source: RefSeq, a predicted model, not a curated record
AUGGCUCCCAUUAAUAAUGACUCUUUGAAACAUAUCAAGAACAAGCAAAGAAGGCAACAGGUCUUUGCACAACUAAAACAUGAACAAAAUAAGACUCGUCAUAAAGAACGUCAAGCCAGAGCCAGAGCAGAACGGGAGAACCCAGAAUUAAGAGAAAAGAGGCUCAUCGAAAAUGUUCCAGAAACUAUAGACUCCAAGAGAGUAUAUGAUGAAACUGUGAAUGUAGAGAUGGAAGGUGAGGAUAACUUUGAUAGUUACUUCAAGGAAGGUGUUGAACCGAAAGUUUUAAUCACAACUAAUGCAAAUGCGAAAAGACCAGCAUAUGAAUUUGCGGCGAUGAUGGUUGAAAUAAUACCUAACUCUUCUUUUGUAAAAAGACAGAGAAAAUAUACGAUAAAAGAUAUGGCAGAAUAUUGUUCCAAUAGAGACUUUACAGAUUUAAUUGUCAUCAAUGAAGACAAGAAAGUCGUCAAUGGUAUGACUUUUGUUCACUUACCAGAAGGUCCAACCUUUUAUUUUAGCAUUUCUUCGUUGAUUGAAAGAAAGAGAAUAACAGGUCAUGGUCAACCAACAGGCCAUGUUCCAGAAUUAGUGUUAAACAAUUUCACAACAAGACUAGGUCAAUCUGUUUCAAGAUUAUUCCAGUCACUCUUUCCACACAGACCCGAAUUCGAAGGUAGACAAGUUGUAACUUUGCAUAAUCAAAGAGACUUUAUUUUUUUUAGAAUGCAUCGUUAUAUUUUCAAAAAUGAGGAAAAAGUGGGAUUACAAGAGCUUGGUCCACAGUUUACGCUGAAAUUAAGAAGAAUACAGAGAGGUAUCAGACAGGACAUUGAGUGGGAGUACAAAACAGAGUUGGAAAAGGACAAGAGAAAAUUCUAUUUGUAA